AACAGCUGUUCCAUUUGGCCGCGAGAAAGCUGGACUCUGGUGAAAGGUUUCCGUGCAAGAUGGCGGACACGCCGAGCGAAGAAACUGAACGUUCCUCUUGCGAAAUCAGAGAAAGCAGUGCCCCGAAAGCUCCCCAGACUACCAGCAGGAAUGGAGAACUUCCGAGGUCAGCUGAGGCAGUCGCUCAACCUGUAGCAUCAUCUGGCUCCAAGAAGAAAAAAAAGAAGAAGAAAAACAAGAAAGAGGGGUGUGAAGACGACCACCAUGACCAUUCAGCAUGCGGAGGCCACCAUGACCACAACGAGGAUGGAAGCCAACAGCCAAGCCCUCAGCAGUUAAAAAACCUACAGAGGUACUUCGAGGUGCUUAGGCUCAACGAGGGUAAACCGGCAAAGACCACAGAGGAAGCGAAGAAGAAAACAUAUCAAUUCUGGGAUACUCAACCUGUCCCUAAAAUUGACGAUGAAGUGAAAGAGAGUGGCCCUAUAGAAGACAACAAGUCAGUAGAGGAAAUACGACCAGAGCCCUACAGUCUCCCUCAGGGUUUUGUCUGGAACACUAUGGAUAUCGGAGACCCAGCUGUGCUGAAGGAGCUUUACACAUUGCUGAAUGAGAAUUAUGUAGAAGAUGAUGACAACAUGUUUAGGUUUGACUACUCAUCUGAAUUUCUACAAUGGGCACUCAAGCCUCCUGGUUGGAAGAUGGACUGGCACUGUGGUGUCCGAGUGGCUUCUAAUAACAAGCUGGUUGGGUUUAUCAGUGCUAUCCCAGCUCAUAUCAAUGUUUAUAAUGAGCCAAAGAUGAUGGUUGAGAUUAAUUUCCUGUGUGUGCACAAAAAGUUGCGAUCAAAACGUGUUGCACCUGUAUUGAUUCGGGAGAUUACAAGACGAGUGAACAAGGAGGGGAUCUUCCAGGCGGUGUACACAGCUGGGGUAGUGCUGCCAAAGCCAGUGGCCUGUUGCAGGUACUGGCAUCGCUCAUUGAAUCCAAAGAAACUAAUUGAUGUCAAGUUUUCACAUCUGAGUCGUAACAUGACGAUGCAACGGACAGUGAAGCUGUAUCGGCUCCCUGAGGCUCCUGAGACGAAAGGCAUUGUGAAACUUUCUGAGGAUGUCAUGAUGGAGGCAUUCACAAUAACGAAAGAGUAUCUGAAGAAGUUUUCCCUUGCACCGAAUUUUACAGAGGAAGAGUUCCGGCAUUGGUUUACACCAAGGAAGGGAAUAAUUGAUUCUUAUGUAGUACAGGACGAGAAUAAAAAAGUUACAGACAUGAUUAGUUUCUAUACCCUUCCAUCAACUAUCAUGCACCACCCAGUGCACAAGCAGCUGAAAGCAGCUUACUCCUUCUACAACAUUAGCACCAGCACACCCCUGAUCCAGCUGAUGCAAGACGCCCUCAUCCUUGCUAAACAAGAUGACUUUGAUGUUUUCAAUGCUCUGGAUUUAAUGGACAAUAAAGAGUUCUUGGAAAAGCUCAAGUUUGGCAUUGGCGAUGGAAAUCUGCAGUAUUACCUGUACAACUGGAAGUGCCCAGAUAUGAAGCCCCAACAGAUUGGUCUGGUCCUCCAGUAACGUGCGUAGCCCCCCUAGGAUAGCCCCUAGGUUAGGAUUUCAACAGUUCAGUCAUCUUCAACAACGCGUGAGCAAGAGAGGAUGAGAGAAACACUAAAGACAAGACCUUACAGACAUGUGGAGUAGAAAUUACCGCAGUAUAAACCUGCAGAAUGAUGGGAAACUCACAUCUAAGAAAAAAAUGGCUAAGCCAUUUAUCAACCCUCCCCCAUCUCACUUCACUCUUGUAAGAUAGCCUUUAAGACACUUAUUGUUGUUAUCAAACUUUUACAUAUUUUUCAAUGUUAUAACCCGAUUUAUCAUGCUAGACUUGUUACGAUGGAAGAAUAUUUGAGAACUACCUGUUUGGCUAGCCUCGCAAACUCACUAUGAUACAAAUAUCUUAUUCCUAACUUGGCUAGGUAUUCUAAAAUCACUUAUGGCAAUGUAUAUUAUAUAUAUAUAUAUUAUUUUAGUUUGAAAAGCAUCAGAACGUACCAGUGCGACUCUCGCUACCGUGGCUACCAAGACAAAGUUUAAAGUUAGCCAGAUACAUGCGAGAGUGACGGUUUCCACAAACUUUAAAGCUGUCAUGGGAAUCAGGCAAGGGCGCGCUGCACGUUAAUAGGAAACUUAAAAGAACCUGACCCAAAAAUGCUUUCAUGCUUAGCGCUCAACUCUAAGGUUACCCGUUUCUUUAGACCCAAAUAACCAUAGACAAGACAUAGACAAUCUUUUUUUAACAGCAAACUAUGAUCUGGUUUCAGCACACCCGUUUCCGUCUUUGCUAGACCGUGGAACUUGGAGUUUUCACGUUGUAGUUUGAAAGAAAACGGCUGAAAUAUAUCAGACGGAGUGCAAUUUAGAGUGUA
This is a messenger RNA of Nematostella vectensis (starlet sea anemone), 2422 nucleotides long. RefSeq names its product glycylpeptide N-tetradecanoyltransferase 2. Gene Ontology annotation, biological process: N-terminal peptidyl-glycine N-myristoylation. Gene Ontology annotation, molecular function: glycylpeptide N-tetradecanoyltransferase activity. Lineage: Eukaryota; Metazoa; Cnidaria; Anthozoa; Actiniaria; Edwardsiidae. Gene Ontology annotation, cellular component: cytoplasm. The transcript has 12 exons. The record is from RefSeq and is a predicted model, not a curated record. Bases 60 to 1571 code for a protein of 503 amino acids.